AUGUCUAAACUUACUCAUCUUCGACAAGUGAUUGCUCUAUGUUUCUUUUUUAAUGCACUUCAAACUAGAGGUGUUCGGCUACACCCCGCGGUUCUAGAGUUUGCGGUACACCAAACACCUUAUGGAGGUCCUAGUGACAACUACUAUGGCUUACAUGCCACGAUGGAUGUGUACGGCCACAAACUAAAACCAGGCCAGUGGAGUACGGCUGCAAUUUGGGUUAGUCAUCAUGGAGACGGUGCUACGUCAAGCUUUAAUUCGAUUCAAGCUGGCUGGCAUAUUUAUCCAGAGCGUUAUGGCGACUCACGUCCUCACUUCUAUACCCAAUGGACGAGAGACGGACAUGAAGCAACUGGAUGCUUCAACAUGGAUUGCCCUGGCUUCGUACGGGCGAAUGGCGCUGCCAUAUCUCCAGGUGAUGCUAUACAACCAGUUUCUGAUGUUCCCCAUGGGUACAUACAGAGUAUCACACUACGAGUGCUUAAGGACAAAAAAAGCGGAGACUGGUGGGUGUACUACGGCUUCAAUAGCGUUCCUACGGGGGUGGGAUAUUUCCCAAAGUCAUUGUUCACCUACCUGGCAAAUAAGGCAAACCAGUUGGCAUUUGGUGGUGCUGUGGUUGCCCACAGGGCGGCUUCAACUCCUCCGAUGGGUAGCGGUUCCUUCCCUAAUGGUGGUCAAGGGCGCGCUGCUUCUUUCACUAACCUUGGUAUCAUUGACGAGGAGGGGAACAGCAAGCCCAUCAUGGCAGACUUUCCCACGUUAGUUACUAAUAACAAAUGCCACUUUAUUACUCCUAUCAAUCAUGCUGCAUGCCUUUAUGGCGGUCCUGGAGGUUGUGUGAGAUAAGAUGUAAGAACCUUUUAUUGAGCUAGCUCGCUCCAUAUUGUUACUCGCCUAAUGAAAUAACAUGGAGGAGAUGACAAAUUAUGCAAA
This is a messenger RNA of Triticum aestivum (bread wheat), 936 nucleotides long. RefSeq lists its product as uncharacterized. Bases 1 to 849 code for a protein of 282 amino acids. The record is from RefSeq and is a predicted model, not a curated record. The transcript is spliced from 5 exons. NCBI's taxonomy places the organism in Eukaryota, Viridiplantae, Streptophyta, Magnoliopsida, Poales, Poaceae.